CCAGUUUUACGACAAACUCCUAUGUGAGCAUCUCGAGACAACCACUGUCACGGAACCAGGAAGAAGGAAGGUGGGAUAGCCCCCCAAAAGAUACCGUCUCAAAUCAGUCGGAGAACUUUUAGGAAAUAAUGGGGCUCUUCAGGUGGAAGAUCGCAUCGGUUGUCUUGACGACUGUUUUGAGUUUAUUAACAGUUCGAGCGGAUGAACACGAGCACAAGUACGAAGAUAAAGAGGAGGUGGUUCUAUGGAUGAAUACUGUGGGCCCUUAUCACAACAGACAAGAGACUUAUAAAUACUUCUCUCUACCAUUCUGUGUGGGUACGAAGAAAACUAUCAGCCAUUAUCAUGAGACAUUAGGAGAAGCACUGCAGGGGGUAGAAUUGGAGUUCAGCGGUCUGGACAUUAGAUUUAAAGAUGAGGUGUUGCAGGGAACAUAUUGUGAUAUUGACCUGGACAAAGCUAAAAAAGAUGCGUUUGUCUAUGCCAUCAAGAACCACUACUGGUACCAAAUGUAUAUAGAUGACCUUCCCAUCUGGGGAAUUGUUGGUGAAGCUGAUGAGAAUGGGGAUGACUAUUAUCUCUGGACUUACAAAAAGCUAGAAAUCGGAUACAAUGAGAAUAGGAUCGUGGAUGUUAACCUGACCAGCGAGGGGAAAGUCAAGCUUGUUCCAAACACAAGAAUUAGCAUGUCUUACUCUGUUAAAUGGAAAAAAUCUGAUGUGAAAUUUGAGGAUAGAUUUGACAAAUACCUUGAUCCAUCUUUCUUUCAACACAGAAUUCACUGGUUCUCAAUAUUCAACUCCUUUAUGAUGGUGAUUUUCCUGGUGGGUCUUGUUUCAAUGAUUCUGAUGAGGACAUUAAGGAAAGACUACGCCAGAUACAGCAAAGAAGAGGAAAUGGAUGACAUGGAUCGUGAUCUUGGUGAUGAAUAUGGGUGGAAGCAGGUUCAUGGUGAUGUGUUCAGGCCAUCCAGCCACCCACUGAUCUUCUCCUCCCUCAUCGGCUCUGGAUGUCAGAUCUUCUCUGUUUCUUUUAUAGUUAUUGUUUUGGCAAUGAUUGAAGACUUGUAUACAGAAAGAGGCUCCAUGCUUAGUACAGCCAUAUUUGUUUAUGCUGCUACAUCCCCAGUCAACGGCUACUUUGGCGGAAGUCUGUAUGCAAAACAAGGAGGCAGGAGAUGGAUAAAACAGAUGUUUAUUGGAGCUUUUCUGAUUCCUGCCAUGGUGUGUGGCACAGCGUUCUUCAUCAAUUUCAUUGCCAUUUAUUACCAUGCAUCCAGAGCCAUCCCAUUCGGCACCAUGGUUGCAGUCUGCUGCAUCUGUUUCUUUGUAAUUCUGCCACUAAACCUGGUGGGGACAAUCCUGGGCAGGAACCUGUCUGGCCAGCCCAACUUUCCCUGCAGGGUCAACGCUGUACCCAGGCCCAUACCUGAAAAGAAAUGGUUUAUGGAACCAGCUGUUAUUGUGUGUCUGGGUGGCAUCCUUCCAUUCGGAUCAAUAUUUAUUGAGAUGUACUUCAUUUUUACAUCUUUCUGGGCCUAUAAGAUUUACUAUGUUUAUGGAUUCAUGAUGCUGGUACUGGUGAUCUUGUGCAUAGUGACGGUCUGUGUUACCAUCGUCUGUACAUACUUCCUACUCAACGCUGAAGACUACAGAUGGCAGUGGACAAGCUUUCUCUCUGCAGCAUCAACAGCAGUUUAUGUUUACAUGUACUCCUUCUACUACUAUUUCUUCAAAACAAAGAUGUAUGGCUUAUUUCAGACGUCAUUCUAUUUUGGAUACAUGGCUGUGUUCAGUACUGCUCUGGGUAUUAUGUGUGGAGCGGUUGGUUACAUGGGAACAAGUGCCUUUGUAAGGAAGAUCUACACAAAUGUGAAAAUCGACUGACAGGACGCACUACAUUGAUGUUGCGGAUCAGCCGACACUUCCUCCCGAUCGAAGCGGGCACAAAGUCUCCAUUUAUUUUGCAAGAACAGAUUGUGGUAUCUUGUACAAAAUCUAGUUUUUCAUUUUCUCAAUGAAUUCAAAGUUCAAAACAUGAUGCGUACACAAGGGUGAAAUGAAAGGUAAAAUAAACUGGUCUUUUUUUGUUUUUAUUUUAUUUUAUCUGCCUUUUUGUUUUUCCCUCUGGUGGAAAUGCAGGCCGUAAAUGCAGAUAAACGGGGAAAGAAAGUACAACACAGCAUUGCUCCUGUUUCUUAUAAAGCUAUCCCACCCGAGAACCAUUGAGCAGAUCUUUAUUAAUGCAAUAGUCUAGCUCUCUUCAGUGAAGAGGCCAAAGUGUAUUGAGAGCCUUUGUUCUAUUCUAUAUGAAUAUUGGAGAGCGGGGUCGACGUCCAUCCUCUUGCAUGUCUGUUUUGUAUUACAGAGUUGUACAAUGCCAUCAUUGUAUUGUUUUAAACACUUAUAAAUCACGCCAAAAACAUAAUGUGGCUUGCAGUUUCAAAAUACACAAAUAUGUUUUUGUUUUGUUUAUAAAAUAGAUAAACCAAUGCAAUGUGAAGCAGCCAGGUUUUAAUUCUACCUUUUAGGGGCAUCUGCUUUUUUUGUAGUUCAGAUCCAUAGACCAGAGUGGGAAAACUUGGCACAUUAGAUACUGUACAGUUCACUGUCCACAACAGAUCAUGGUGAGAUGGAUAAUUUAAAACAAUGGUUUGGUGGCAGAAUGUUUUAAUGGGUUGUAUGUGAUUUUUCUUUUUCCAGUUCAAUCUUAUGUUAUGGUUUGGGUUUGAAUGAAGUCUGCUCGAAAAAAACAACAACAACAAAAUAAUAUAUGGAGAGGUGGUGACCAUGUAUAUAACUCUAAUAUUGUAACUGUAGUACUAGGUCCCAAAUGUAUUUUGGUUAUACAGAUUUAUUAAAGGGUGUUUUUUUUCUUUCAUUUAUGGAGCGUAAGUUAAAACUUUUUUGUACUUUUUUGGUUUAGAUUGGUUGGGUGGCACAGUUACAUCUCGCCUGGGUAAUGCAUGAUUUUCUCACCAAAUCAAAAUUGUUUUUAUCAUUACUUUUAGUUAACCCCCGGUCACUACCCUUUCAUUCAGUACCUUUCAUUUGCAUCUUGUAGAACAGUCUCAAAAAUAAGUGCUUCAUUGACUUUGUGCUGCUCAUAGAGGAGAUAGUCAUCAGCUUUUUUAUUAUGUUAUUUUUUUAUUUAAAGAGUUAAAAGGCUAUUCGUUGUCUUGGCUCUCUCAUGCUUAUUUUUGUAUCCAUGAUCUGAACCAAAAUUGUGAAUGUCCGACACAAUUGAGACACACUUGCUAAAUAUCUGCAGACAUACUGUAUAAAGUGAGGUUAUUGUACACUUUACUAGAUGUUUUCAUGGUCCAGUGCAAAAACACUUGGACCAAGCUGUUGUUUUUUCCUUAUGUUUCAUUGUGUAAAUACAGUAUGUAACUAAAAAAGGUUGGAAAGUGGCAAAGCCUUUUUCUAAACCUCAUUCCUCCCAGUUUGAAGUUGAUUUCUGGUUCUUCAUGUCAUGUUUCGCGUGAAGUCUAAAAAGACAUUUUAAAUGCGAUUAUUAACUUGCUGUAAAAAGGAGAAAAAUAAAUAAACAUUGUUUUUGAGGUUA
This is a messenger RNA of Paramisgurnus dabryanus, 3567 nucleotides long. RefSeq names its product transmembrane 9 superfamily member 3. The record is from RefSeq and is a predicted model, not a curated record. Gene Ontology annotation, cellular component: membrane. Gene Ontology annotation, biological process: protein localization to membrane. Lineage: Eukaryota; Metazoa; Chordata; Actinopteri; Cypriniformes; Cobitidae.